AUGAAUGAAUAAAAAUUGCGAGAAAUGAUGAAAAUAUAUACUGUCUCCAAAUAGGUUAAUAAAAAAGCUGAAAAAAAUUUCCUUAAGUUUUCUCAUCAAUUUUAUAAAAUGCAUAAAGCUGAUAUGACUCCUGAAUUAUUGAAUGAGAUCAAUUCUCUAAGAUAAUAAAUCAAAGUUGAAAAAUAAAAUUUUUCUAAAUAAACCUCUCCCAUUAUCAGUCCACGUCUCUCUGAAAACCCUAAAUUAAUUCCUCCUAAUUAAACUUCAAUCACAGAUUUAGUUAUUGAAAAUAAAUAAAAAAUAGAUUCUAUUAUUUUAGAAGCUGCUCAUGCUUAAAUAUUCAAACUAUAUAUAGAGGAAAUUAAAGAUUUGAAGCAAUGUAUAUUGUUUUAGUAAUUUUGAUUAGAACUUAAUAAAGCAAAUAUAAUGAUUGAAACAUAAAAAAAGUAAUAUGAUAUUAGACUAGAAAGUAUUUUUAUUUAUUUAUUUUAGCUCUCAAUAAUUAGAUAGUUGAUUAGAAACGAAUAAAUGAUGAUUUAAAAAAAGAAGUAAUAAAAUAAAUAAUAUAGGUAAAAGUAUUGAAGCAAAUUUUAUUGGAAAAAUUAUACAAUCGUUAAACAACAGAAUUAUCAACUAAAACUUAAAAUGAAAGUCUAGAAAAAUACCAUAGUAUCAAUACUUCAACUUCUAAUUCUGUUAUUACAAAAGAGAAGAGCUUAGAUCUUUUUAAAUCAGAAAUUGAAUAGGCUCUUAAUAUAUAUCGUUUAGAUAAAUAAAAUACUUAGAUUUAGGAAUCAAAGACUUAAAAAUCAUGA
Messenger RNA from Paramecium pentaurelia, 815 nucleotides. The record is from the annotation of a GenBank genome assembly. NCBI's taxonomy places the organism in Eukaryota, Ciliophora, Oligohymenophorea, Peniculida, Parameciidae.